GCUCGAGUAUGUCUCUGACGAGGUUGCGUUGCGUGAUGUAAUUUUACUCUGACGCAGUAACGUCUCAAAAGUCGCGGUGGGAACUUCCGAGCUAGAGGUUUUUUAUCCUCUUCGCCAUCUUUGGUCGUGCUCUCGGUUAUUGCGUUCGUGCUUUAAUUAUUAAAACCCAUAAAACCGUCAGCGCGCCGAAGGAUUUACACAACAACAGAUCAAUCUCCGAUGGCGCGUGAGUAGGGGGAAAUGCAAAAGUGCAGUUGCACACAAAUACGGAAAAGAAGGAGGGAGAGAAAGAGAUAGGACGAAGAGAGAGAGAGAGAGAUGGAACGGGGAUGUAUAUAUAUACGCGUCGCUCAAACAUGGCGGUAAUCCUAUCAGCUGAUAGCGUCCGUCAGUGGGAUGACGGACCGCAUUUUGGUUAAUCGGGUUAGAUCGUAGUACAGCGGGUUCCCCCUCUCUUCCAAUUACAGAUCGUCGUCGAUGACCACCACGAGUCAUCGUGUGCAUUGCGUGUGCCAGCUUGCGUUACGUACUUACAAGUGUUGAUCCGCGGAUGACGCACAAGCGACGAUGCUGAUGCACCUCCUCUCGCGCACGCAUCAUCGCACGGGAAAAACGAGAUCGAGCAGCAGCGUCACACGUAAUCAGCACUGACAGGUGGACACUGGGAGAGAAGUCGCCGCGGGAAAUGUCGCAAGGUAGAUAGGAUUUUCUCGUCGCAACGCGUUUAUUUCGAAAUAAUCGAGGAUUGACAAGCAAACCGCAACGACGGUGGGAGUCGUCAACGGGAGAAGCGAACGAACCGCGGAUCCAGCCUUGCGAGCGGAUCAAUCUGUGAUGAGCGACUCCGAACAGCAGCAAUUGCACGUGCCUUAUCGAGAGUACCACAGUCAUCAGAACAACACCAGCCCCGCUGCCGCCACCGCACUGGUAGUGGAGACAGAUGCGCUGGUGGAUCUGUCUAUUGCGCCCGUAAGCAGCAGUAACAGUAGUGGUAGCAACAACAACAACAACAACAACAACAACAAUAACAACAACAACAACCAGCAGCAGCAGCAGCAGCAACAACUGCCGCCUUCGGCGGAUCUUCUGCCCGACGUUGAGUUUAUUCCAGGUCUGAGCAACGACCAAACUCUAGCCAUUGAUUCCUCUGGGAUUGACCGGGAGAGCCAGCCUCUCCUCGGUCGCUUGGAACUCGACGUCACGUUUAACAGAUUUCCAGAUGAUCCGCAGUUCUCAGAAUUAGUGUGGCAAGCCGAGUGCGCAAUAGACAAUGGAGUUUAUCCGGAAAGAAUAUACCAGGGAUCUAGUGGAAGUUACUUCGUUAAAAAUCCCGCAGGGAAAAUCAUAGGUGUGUUCAAGCCGAAAGAUGAAGAGCCUUACGGCAGACUGAAUCCGAAGUGGACGAAAUGGAUGCACAAGCUCUGCUGUCCCUGCUGCUUUGGCAGGAGCUGCCUGAUCCCAAAUCAGGGAUACCUGAGCGAGGCGGGCGCGAGUCUCGUCGAUCGCAAACUAGGCCUGGGUAUAGUCCCAAAUACCCGAGUGGUGAAGCUCGUCAGCGAAGUGUUCAAUUAUCCGCGUCUGGAUCGACAGAAGGCACGCAUGAAGCAGGCGAUCAUGGACCAGUUCCCUACGGUGGGCUCGCACUUCAAUCGUAUCGGACUGCCGCCGAAAGUCGGCUCCUUCCAGGUGUUCGUCGACGGCUACAAGGACGCCGAUUACUGGCUGAGACGGUGGGAGAAUGAGUCCAUGCCGGCGCGACUGAGCCGGGAUUUUCAGCUUCAGUUCGAACGCUUGGUUAUUCUGGACUACAUCAUUAGAAAUACAGACAGAGGUAACGACAACUGGCUUAUCAAAUACGACACCAGCGUCAACAAGAACGGAACGGAGCAGGGCGAGGUGAAGAUCGCGGCAAUAGACAACGGUCUAGCCUUCCCGUUCAAACAUCCGGACUCUUGGCGGGCGUACCCGUACCAUUGGGCGUGGUUGACUCAGGCGAAGCAGCCGUUCAGCGAAGCCACGCGGGAACUGGUUCUGCCGCAGUUGUCGGAUCAGAACUUCGUGCAAGAUCUCUGUGACGACUUGUAUCAAUUAUUCAAACAAGAUAAGGGCUUCGACCGGCAUCACUUUGAUAGGCAAAUGAGCGUAAUGCGCGGCCAGAUUUUAAACCUGCAACAGGCUCUGAAAGACGCUAAGAGCCCGGUGCAAUUGGUACAAAUGCCAGCUGUAAUUGUGGAAAAAUACGUGCAACCUCCGCGUCCGAAGUCCUUCGCGCCAGAACGACUGUACAGAAUCCCGUCGAAGAAACUCGAUAGCAACACCACGUAUUACAUGUCGUAUACGAGUACGGAUCCUGCGACGGCGCGUCACGUGCGAUCGCAGCCGAUUCGACCCGUUCACGCAAUCGAGAAAAGCAGCGGCAAAUUUUUCGACGACACAACGACCAAGUUGUCGUACAGACCCGUAUGGGAGGUGGUGAAGCCGGAACCGAUUGUACCGAAGCACAGAUCGAUGACAGGAAAAGGUCCGAUGGAAAACGUAACGACUGUGCGCCACGAUUACGUGGCGAGACACGUCGAGAGAUCGGGGUUGAUCGUGCCCCGCGGAAACAUUCGCACCAGCUCGGCCCCGUUGGAGGACAGAACAAUGGCAAGAAUGUCCUACGUGGCUCCGGGACCUGUCAAACCCGUCAUCAGUUUCAAACCUGUGCUCAAGUAUCGCCCGCCGAGCCAGCCUCUUCCCAAAGAGACCACGCAGAAGUUGAGCUACCAGCCCUUCGUCGUUGGCAAGAAAGAAUUUUAUUCUUGGACGCAAAAACCGGUGUACAAACCACCGAAGACCGCGAUGUGCGACAAGACCGUUUACUCCGAGAGCUACCUGGAAAACUGCGCGGUUUCCGUGGAGAAGCCUUGCGUUCCGAAGGCGACCCAGGUGUUUCCUUACGGCGCGGAAUUUGCGGACAAAACAAUCUACAAAGAAAGUUAUCUUCCGGGCGAAGCGGAGCGCGCGAUACCGUUCGUUCCCUCGAGCAGUAUAUCCAUACCCGACAUGAAGAUGUCAGCUGACACCACCACCAAGCUGAGCUACCAACAAGUUUGGACGGAGAAGAGAAAACCGAUCGUGCCAGUGCGCGUUAGACAUCUAUUAGGAACCGGUAAAAUGCAGUCGGAAACGACGACUCGUUGUGAAUACGCGGCGAAGGUUACAACACCUCCGGUUGUCAUCGUUCCGUGCGAUAAUAUCCGCACGGCGGACGUGCCGUUGGAGGGUGCCACGACCACCGGACUGUCCUAUAUGAAACCCGACGCGAUAAAACCUGUUCGCAGUUACAAACCCGUUACGCAAUACUGCAGGCCGGAAGCCAAGAUCGAUUCCGAAACCGUAAAUAAAUUGUCGUAUCAGACGUGGACGGUCAGACCUAGGGAGGAGCUCCCGUGGACUCGAAAGAGCAAAUAUCGGCCCCCAGAACAGCCGAUGGCCGAAAACACGAUUUAUCACUUGAGUUAUCCCGCGCCGGGUCAUUACGUGAAGGAAGAAUCGGACUGUCCUUGUCCGAACGAGAAGGAACGGGAUGAUGAUGUUUCGCCGGAAACGGUGUUCGAAACGUGUUCGAAUUGAGAGAUUGUUGCUUUUUGACAGCUCGCAAAAAUUCUUCCAACAAAUGGAAGAAACUCUUGUUGCGCCGAAUAAAAAUUUUAUCGGUUCAAAAAGUUCGUUGCGUUAACUUUCUUUAACUCUCUCUCUCUCGAAUACAAGAUACAAAAAAAAAAAAAAAUGUAGAAUGAAAAC
Pseudomyrmex gracilis is the source of this 3786-nucleotide messenger RNA. RefSeq lists its product as uncharacterized. Bases 835 to 3615 code for a protein of 926 amino acids. Gene Ontology annotation, cellular component: trans-Golgi network; endosome; lysosomal membrane. The transcript has 11 exons. Gene Ontology annotation, molecular function: 1-phosphatidylinositol 4-kinase activity. NCBI's taxonomy places the organism in Eukaryota, Metazoa, Arthropoda, Insecta, Hymenoptera, Formicidae. The record is from RefSeq and is a predicted model, not a curated record. Gene Ontology annotation, biological process: phosphatidylinositol phosphate biosynthetic process; endosome organization; Golgi organization.